AUGGAGCUCAGCUUCCUCCUUGUCCUUGUGCUCCUCACCGGCCUCCUCUUCUUCCUGCUCAGGGCCCGCCCGGAGGCCCGGGGCCGCCUCCCUCCAGGGCCCCUGCCUCUGCCCUUGCUGGGGAACGUUCUGCAAAUGGACAGAUAUGGGCUCCUCAAAUCUUUCCUGCAGCUUCGAGAGCAGUAUGGGGACGUGUUCACCGUGUACCUGGGACGGAGGCCGGUGGUCAUGCUUUGCGGGGUGGACGCCAUCCGGGAGGCCCUGGUGGACCAGGCCGAGGUGUUCUCUGGCCGAGGGACGAUCGCCAGCGUCCAGGCACUCUUCCAGGACUAUGGUUUGUUAUUUGCCAAUGGUGACCGCUGGAAGAUCCUUCGGCGGUUCUCGCUGGCCACCAUGAGGGAUUUUGGGAUGGGGAAGCGGAGCGUGGAGGAGCGGAUCCAGGAGGAGGCGCAGUGUUUGGUGAAGGAGCUGCGGAAAGCCAAUGGGGAGCUUUUGGACCCCACCUUCCUCUUCCAGUCCAUCACGGCCAACAUCAUCUGCUCCAUUGUCUUUGGAGAACGAUUUGACUACAAAGACAGCAACUUCCUGCACCUCCUGAACAUGUUUUAUAAGACCUUCGCGCUCAUCAGCUCCUUUUACAGCCAGGUCUUUGAGCUUUUCUCGGAUGUCAUGAAGCACUUCCCUGGGAAACACAGAGACAUCUACAGGAACCUUCAGGAAGUCAACGCUUUCAUUGCCCAGCGUGUGGAGAUGCACCGGGCAACCCUGGACCCCAGCAACCCGAGAGACUUCAUCGACACCUACCUCCUGCGAAUGGAAAAAGAGAAGUCAGACCCCCACUCUGAGUUCCACCACAAGAACCUCAUCCUCACCUUGCUCUCACUCUUCUUUGCGGGCACCGAGACUACUAGCACCACCCUGCGCUAUGGCCUCCUCAUCCUGAUGAAGUACCCCCACAUCGCAGAGAGAGUCCAAAAGGAAAUCAAGGAGGUCAUAGGCCUUCAUCGCCCACCAGCCCUUGAUGACCGCACGAAGAUGCCCUACACUGAUGCUGUCAUCCACGAGAUCCAGAGGUUCUCUGACCUCAUCCCUAUCGGGCUGCCUCAUGUGGUCACCAAGGACACAGCAUUUCGAGGAUACAUCAUCCCCAAGAACACUGAAGUCUACCCCAUCCUGAGUUCUGCUCUGCACGACCCACACUACUUUGAGAAACCAGAGGAGUUCAACCCUCAGCACUUCCUGGAUGCCAACGGGGCUCUGAAGAAGAAUGACGCUUUCAUUCCUUUUUCCAUUGGAAAGCGCAUUUGUCUCGGUGAAGGAAUCGCCCGGAAUGAAUUAUUCCUCUUCUUUACCACCAUCUUCCAGCACUUCUCCAUGGCCAGCCCCGUGGCUCCGAAGGAUAUUGACCUGACCCCCCAGGAGUCUGGCUUGGGCAGAGUGGCCCCCACCUACCAGCUCCGCUUCCUGCCCCUCUGAACAGCUGACAGAGGAGGACUCAGAGGAUUUCGAGGUCAUGAAAUGUAGGGUAGCCUCCUCCACCAUCUUGGAUGCAGACAGUCUCUCCAUAUCCUGACCAGGCCUUUCUUCUCCUCUAAAUACAAAUUGCAACGAGGGGCUGGUGGCUCACACCUGUCAUCCUAGCUA
Messenger RNA from Perognathus longimembris pacificus (Pacific pocket mouse), 1644 nucleotides. Its product is annotated as cytochrome P450 2B4-like. The transcript is spliced from 10 exons. The record is from RefSeq and is a predicted model, not a curated record. Gene Ontology annotation, cellular component: cytoplasm; intracellular membrane-bounded organelle. Gene Ontology annotation, biological process: xenobiotic metabolic process. NCBI's taxonomy places the organism in Eukaryota, Metazoa, Chordata, Mammalia, Rodentia, Heteromyidae. Gene Ontology annotation, molecular function: iron ion binding; heme binding; oxidoreductase activity, acting on paired donors, with incorporation or reduction of molecular oxygen, reduced flavin or flavoprotein as one donor, and incorporation of one atom of oxygen. The coding region runs from base 1 to 1476 and encodes 491 amino acids.